GCCAGCCCCGCUUUUCGGCGAGCUGGGGGAGCAGGAAGCGGCAGAGCCGGCGAGACGGGGCGAGGGGCUCCUCGCGGAAUUGGGGUACUCCUGACAACUCUGAGAACUAGUAAUGGAAACAUGGAGCUUACUUGUCAGACUGAUUCUUAACCGAUGAGGCUUGUACUAUUACUCCAUGGAUGAGGAAAAUGCAGCAAUGAGGAAAAGAUACAAAAAGUUUGGAAAAAGCAAUUUCUGGAGACCAGUCCAUUCACUAUGGAAGCCGAAGAAACGAUGGAAUGCAUUCAAGAAUUCCCAGAACAUUAUAAAGUUAUUUUGGACAGACUGAAUGAACAGCGUGAGCAGGAUCAGUUUACAGACAUUACUCUGAUUGUAGAUGGUCACCAUUUCAAAGCUCAUAAGGCGGUCCUUGCGGCCUGCAGCCAGUUCUUCUACAAAUUCUUCCAAGAUUUCACUCAGGAGCCUUUGGUAGAGAUAGAAGGUGUAAGUAACAUGGCAUUUCGACAUUUAAUUGAGUUCACCUACACAGCAAAAUUAAUGGUCCAAGGUGAAGAAGAAGCAAAUGAUGUUUGGAAAGCAGCUGAGUAUCUACAGAUGUUAGAAGCUAUUAAAGCACUUGAAAUCAGGAACAAAGAAAAUUCAGCACCACUAGAAUCAAAUUCAACACAAGGUAAAAAUAUUACCAAAAAGAGGAAGAUAGCCGAAACCUCCAAUGUCAUCACAGAAACAUUGCCAUCUGCAGAAUCAGAGCCUGUUGAAAUUGAAGUGGAGAUUGCUGAAGGGACAAUUGAAGUGGAAGAUGAUAGCAUUGAAACCCUGGAAGAAGUAGCUUCUGCAGAACAGUCUAUAAAGUAUAUACAGACUACUGGUACAUCAGACGAGUCUGCUUUGGCUCUUUUGGCAGAUAUCACCAGCAAGUACCGUCAGGGGGAAAGAAAAUGCCAGAUCCAAGAAGAAGGUGACAAUGCAACUGAUCCUACAUGCAAACAGGUAGAAGGUAUUGAAAUUGUGGAACUUCAGCUGUCACACAUGAACAAUUUAUUCCACUGUGAGAAAUGUAACCGUUCAUUUAAAUUGUUUUACCAUUUUAAGGAACACAUGAAAACACACUCUACUGAGAGUUACAAAUGUGACAUAUGCAAUAAAAGGUACCUACGAGAGAGUGCAUUGAAACAGCACCUCACCUGUUACCACCUUGAUGAAGGUGGAGCCAGCAAGAAGCAAAGACCUGGCAAAAAAAUACACGUAUGCCAGUACUGUGAUAAACAGUUUGACCACUUUGGACAUUUUAAAGAGCACCUUCGGAAACACACAGGUGAAAAACCAUUUGAAUGUCCAAAUUGCCAUGAACGUUUUGCUAGAAAUAGCACACUCAAAUGUCAUUUGACAGCCUGUCAAUCCGGUGCUGGAGCUAAAAAAGGAAGAAAGAAGCUGUAUGAAUGUCAGGUAUGUAAUAGUGUAUUUAACAGCUGGGAUCAAUUUAAAGAUCACUUGGUAAUACACACUGGUGACAAACCCAACCAUUGUACCUUAUGUGAUUUGUGGUUCAUGCAAGGCAGCGAACUGAGAAGGCAUCUCAGAGACAUUCAUAACAUUUCAGAACGAAUAGUGACAGAGGAGGUUCUUCCAGUGGAAGCUGUGGAAACUGAACCAGUGACAUCAAUGACUAUUAUAGAACAAGUGGAGCAAGUCCAUGUACUACCAGUAAUUCAGGUACAAGUGGAUCCAGCACAAGUAACUGUGGAACAGAUGCAUCCGGAUCUGAUUCAAGAUAAUCACAUGAAAAGUGAACAGAUGGAUGAUCUACAAGAACAGGUACAGAUCAGUUAUGUAGAAGUGGAACACAUUCAGACUGAACAAGGUGCUGAUGUACAGAUGGAGGAGCUACAUGUUGAACAUGUAAAUCAGAUACAAAUGGAAGAGGUACAGGCAGAACUUAUAGAUGAAACAGAUCUAGAACAAGUGGAGUCUGAAAACAUUAAUCAGGGAGAGUUAGAGAACGAAACUUGUGAAAUAGGUGAUGUGGAGACAGUUAAAGAAGAUCAUGAACAAGCUGAAGAUUUAAAAACUCAACAAAUAGUGGACACACAAGAUGAGCAAGUGGAUGAUUAGGACAAAUGACUGUACUGUGCAGGUUUAGGGAUGAAAUACCAAAUUAUUUUUGUUAAUUUCUACAUUGAUUUUUGUACCAACAGUGGUCGGCUCUCCAGCUCUCCAUCGCUGUCCUUAGGAAACCAGAAGGUGGACCAAAUUUAGGAUAUUUCAUAUACAAUUAAAAUCAUCCUAUUGUACUUUAAAAAGAACUUUUCCCCUUUCAUGUAAUGCCACGGAGCAAAAACUAUCCCAGAGAUUGGCAGCUUUAUGAGAAGUGUAAUACUCGGUUGAAUAGACAGUCAUUUGCCCCAUAUGUGUGCAGUUGUUGUCAAUGAGAGACUUCACCCCUCUCAUUUACAAGCCCUUGAUAUAUACUUGCAGAGGAUUUAUUUGUGUGUGUGUGUGUGUGCGUGUGUGUGUGUGUGUGUGUGAGAGAGAGAGAGAGAGAGAGAGAGAGAUGGCAAAAUGCUAGAAUAUGGGGAUUCUGAUGUAUACGUUGAUAUUUAAGGACAGAUGAUUGACCCACUUAGAAAACACACAGAUGUUUGUCAUCCAGCAGCAAUAGCAGCAAUUCUCAAUAUACUUUUUCCUAAUAUCAACAGCCUUCUUUCAGUCCAGUUUGAAAAUGCCAGACUGAUGGUAACAAGUGUUGUCACUAAAGUUCUUGGAGUGCAAAAAGUCGUGUGCCUUUUCAGAAUUGACUAAACUUCCACAAAGCUCCUAGAAUGUUUAAGAAGCUAGUGCAGUAAAAGGCAAUGUAGAUAAUGCUAUAGUGCUUUAUAUUUAUCUUAUAAUUGUCAGCUACCGGCUCUUGCUUUGAAUUUAGAUGGGGGUAGAAUGGAGCAAAUUACACAUUAUGACGAUUGUUGAAAGAGCCACUUACAAUAGGAAAAAAUCAGCUGAAUCCACGGUAAGUGGAGCGGCUGAAAGAUUGUACCAUCUUACCACUUCAAAUUAAAAAUGAAUGCAUUUAAAAACAGAGAAAAUGUGUGUAUGAUAUAUCAGGUUCCUGUUUUGAAAUGAAAUUUUCUCUGACACUUGACAUAAAGAUCUUGUGCUAAAAAAGAAUUAAAGCCAUAGGUAUGAGUGCUAAACUGUGGAUUUAAAAGUAGGAGUGUAAAUAUUUUAAUCAGUAUUAUUGAACAAUAAAACAAUACCAACCAUGAAAAAACUGUGACAUUACUUGCUUCAGUCACUAUAUUAGGAAACAAGUGUUUUACUUUGAGUACUUGUACAGUACAAUAU
This is a messenger RNA of Gopherus evgoodei (Goodes thornscrub tortoise), 3339 nucleotides long. It is a transcript of the gene ZBTB35, whose product is annotated as zinc finger protein 131. Gene Ontology annotation, cellular component: nucleus. The transcript has 8 exons. The record is from RefSeq and is a predicted model, not a curated record. Bases 256 to 2112 code for a protein of 618 amino acids. Gene Ontology annotation, molecular function: DNA-binding transcription factor activity, RNA polymerase II-specific; protein binding; RNA polymerase II cis-regulatory region sequence-specific DNA binding. Lineage: Eukaryota; Metazoa; Chordata; Testudines; Testudinidae. Gene Ontology annotation, biological process: regulation of transcription by RNA polymerase II.